AUGACUACUGGUGGCAUCGAUGAUGAGUCACCGGGCGAAGACCCAAUUCCAAUGAGCGUAUACCCCUGUCCCUCCCUCGGCAACCAAACACCCUCAACGGAUAACCUCCUUGUGGCCGGAGCUCGUGCCGUCCAAUGGGUGAUCCUCGUUGCCCUCGGAUGGCAUCGAGAAAGGCUGAUGUUUUGUCUUGAUGGCAGGCAGAAUCAAAAGAAGGUCAGUCAAGACGACACCCCUUCGACUGAUCGAGCCCGAUCUCAGGUCCCCAGCGCAAGUGGGGUGGUUGACUCUCGGCUAUUGGAGGCCCGCGAGAGCUCGCAUCUUUGUUUCGUUUUGCCUAGAGAGGUCUCUCUUCAGCAGGCCGAGCGUGCCUUGCAGAAGGCCCUGGUAUACGCCCCGUCCGGUAGUGUUCUCCAGUGCACGAUGUCCCCAUCCGUUAAAAAAGAUCUACUCAGUAUCAGCUUGGCCGUCAGUAUCAUCGGUUAA
Messenger RNA from Penicillium arizonense, 483 nucleotides. RefSeq lists its product as uncharacterized. The coding region runs from base 1 to 483 and encodes 160 amino acids. The transcript is spliced from 5 exons. The record is from RefSeq and is a predicted model, not a curated record. Lineage: Eukaryota; Fungi; Ascomycota; Eurotiomycetes; Eurotiales; Aspergillaceae.